Podarcis lilfordi (Lilford's wall lizard) is the source of this 18368-nucleotide messenger RNA. NCBI's taxonomy places the organism in Eukaryota, Metazoa, Chordata, Lepidosauria, Squamata, Lacertidae. The record is from the annotation of a GenBank genome assembly.
CGGAAGUGUCGUAGGCGCGUCUGCAUUCUAUGGGAGGAGAGAGAGAAGGAGAGAGAGAGAGGCGCGCGGGCCUCAGUCGCCGUCGUCAUGAGCCGCUUCAAGUUCAUUGGUGAGGACGGUUGCCUGGGCAACUGGGGGGGUGUUCCUUUGCGUCCGCAAAGAGGGCGCCGGGCCUAGUCGCUCAGGGGCAGCCCUUCGAGGUGGGGGGGGGGGCGGCUGCGGAACCGGCCGAAGGGACCCCCCCCCCAGGCGCGCUUACUCCGCGGCAAGCCCCGUCGUUGUCAGUGGAGCUUGCUCCCGGGGUUGGGGAUCGCAGCCUUGCUCCCCUGAGAGGAACCUGCGCGGGGUUGCAGGUGCGCGCAGGGCGAUCCUGUGCUCGUUGGCUGGGGAGCAAGCCCCCCCAAGUCACAAUUCCGGUUCUGCGCAUGCUUACUCAGAAGCAGGGCCCGUCGAUUUCAUCCAUUCAUUUCUUAUUUGUGUUAUACGGGGCUUGCUUCUGGGUACCCCGGCGUGCAAAGCCGGAGCCGUAACUGGUAGCUCCUUCUCUGCUUUGCUUGUAUCUCACAAAUGCACACAAGAGACCUUUUGUUUUUGCGGCAAGCAGUCAGAUUUAUGCAGAGAUCUAAUCCGUUUGCGGUAUUUGGCUACAAAUGGACACAGGAGACAGUUCCAACCCUUUCCCUCACAUCCUGCAGCGAUUCCCCUGCAGCCAUUGCCAGAUGAGAAUCUGCAUUUAGUGGCUUCUCUUGGGGGUUAGUGCCUGCAUGCAUUUGACUCUCCCUGUCAUUUGAUGAUUUGGCAGGUGCAUUGUGUAUAUUGACUCCACUGAAAGAGCAUUGCACAUGAGGUGGCCUGAAAGUUCUGGCCUUGGUGUUUGCAUGAAUGAGCCACUGCAGAUUAUACAAGCUGUCACGUGACGCAUGUACCAAUGUAUUAUUAUUAGCAUUAUUGUUUUUAUUUUAUUUCUAUACCAUUUUAUAUGUUUAAGAAAAACCUCAAAGGGGCUUACAACACAUUAAAACAUCAAAUAAAACAAUCCAGAAUGAAACAUAGCAGGUACAUGCAAGACAGCCCUCGUUCCAUAAGAAAGGUUUUGCAGGCUUUUUAAAGGGAUCCUCUCCUAGUACAGACUCCGGCCUUUAACAGCAACCAGUAUAUAUCUGAAGCAUAGAGUCAUAGUUUCAUCACAUGUCGGGGACCCAUCAGAUCUUCUGACAUCUUGAAACUGCAGGUGAGGAGCUUUUCAGAUGAUGGACUCCAACUCCCAUCAUCCCCAGGCAGCAUAGACAAUGACCCAAGUUGAGGAUACUAAUUUAUUUCUCUCUCUCUCUAGAUAUCGGUGUUAAUUUAACUGAUCCUAUGUUCAAAGGCAUAUACAGAGGUACUCAAAAGCAUCAAGGUAAAUAUUCUGUCUGUUUCUUUAAUGGCUCCUUCUGUAGUCCUCAUAUCCCCAGAUAUUCACGGUAUGCAUCUGCAAGAGACAUUUUCUUUCAGGUUACACAUUUUGGGGUACCCCCAUUCCCAGAGAGUGACAUUAUUAUUAUUAUUAUUAUUAUUAGUUAUUAAAACUGGACUUUCAUCCUGCUCUUGUCUCCCACCCAUCAUUUUGAGAGAAAAAACCCACUAGGGUGGUAAUUCAAUGCAGUUUUACUCAGAGUACACCCAUUAUAAUUAUUGAACAUGACUGAUUAAUUGAAAUGGAUCUGAUCUGAGUAAUAAUUGAGUAUAUAUAAUUGAUCUGAGUUAUUCCUUAACUGAAGGCUACAAUCUUUUGCAUAUCUUACUUGGGAGGAAGUCCUAUUCAGUUCAGUAUGGCUUCUAAGUAGACAUGUGUAAAAUUGCGCUGUAAAGCCACAGUCCUUAACACUCUUAGCUGGGAGUAAGCCUCAGUUAACACAAUGGGACUCUCUUCUAAGCAUGCAUGCAUAGGAUUGUGCUGUAAGGCUGCAAUUCUGUUAAUACUUUCUUGGGAGUACGCUGCAUUGGACUCAGUAUUUUUGAAUAAGCAUGCUUAGUGUUGUGCCUUUGAAGUGUGCUAUCUGACAAUCAUACUGAGAGUAGACCCACUGAAAACUAAAGCUACUUGUGAUGUAACUUCAGUGUGAGUUUUUCCUCAGUAAGACUUAGUCACAUUGUGCUACCCUAAGACUUGAGUUUCAGCAAAUCUCCAGAUGAAGAGUACAGUAUUCAAUUGCUGAAACUCAAGUCUUAGGGUAGCACAAUGUGACUAAGUCUUACUGAGGAAAAGGCUCACUGGGUUAUCUGGGUGGCUUGGAUUUCAGUGGAUCUCUCAGUAUGAUUGUCAGAUAGCCUUGCUCAAGGCACAAGCAAUCUUGUUCAAGCAGUUAGCUCAGCAUCUCCCAAGGCUGUUGGCUGGGGUGCAGUGCCUACAGCAAUCCCCAAUACUGUCCUUGUGUGUGGUCGUAGCUGGGCUACUCCCAGCUGGGUGUUGGGGCCAGUGGCCACAGCUGAAUUUUACAUGUAUAAACGCCAUACUGAAUGGAAAGACUCACUCCCAAAGUAUGCAAAAAGAUUGUAACUCGAAUCAAUUAUAUAUACUCAGUUAUUGCUCGAAUCAGUCCAUUUCAAUUAAUCAGUCAUGUUCAACGAGUAAUGGGUAUUUAUAGUAAAAACUUGCGUGAAUUACCGCCUGUGGGUUUUUCUGUAAAUGAUGGGUGAAAUGAUAAGUGAAAGUCGAACAAUAACAAUAAUAUUAAUAAUAAUGUCCUCUCGAGAGUGGGGGUGCAAAGUGACCUGAGGAAGGAAAUGUCUCUUGCGGGUAAUACCGUGAAUAUCGUGAAUAUGAAUUACAGAAAAAUAUAAGCAAGUAUUUACAGCGAUGCUAUCUCUCUGUAUAUGCUUAUUUGAACAACAAGAUCAGUUAAGUAACACCGAUAUCUAGAGAGAAAGAAAAUAAAUUAUUAUCUGCAAGGGACAUUUUCUUUCAGGUUACACAUUUUGGGGUUCCCCCCCAUUCCCAGAGAGUGAUAUUAUUAUUAUUAUUAUUAUUAUUAUUAUCAGUUAUUAAAAUUGGACUUUCAUCCUGCUCUUGUCUCCCACCCAUCAUUUUGAGAGAAAAAACCCAUUAGGGUGGUAAUUCAAUGCACUUUUACUCAGAGUACACCCAUUAUAAUUAUUGAACAUGACUGAUUAAUUGAAAUAGAUCUGAUCUGAGUAAUAAUUGAGUAUAUAUAAUUGAUCUGAGUUACUCCUUAACUGAAGGCUACAAUCUUUUGCAUAUCUUACUUGGGAGGAAGUCCUAUUCAGUUCAGUAUGGCUUCUAAGUAGACAUGUGUAAAAUUGCGCUGUAAAGCCACAGUCCUUAACACUCUUAGCUGGGAGUAAGCCUCAGUUAACACAAUGGGACUCUCUUCUAAGCAUGCAUGCAUAGGAUUGUGCUGUAAGGCUGCAAUUCUGUUAAUACUUUCUUGGGAGUACGCUGCAUUGGACUCAGUAUUUUUGAAUAAGCAUGCUUAGAGUUGUGCCUUUGAAGUGUGCUAUCUGACAAUCAUACUGAGAGUAGACCCACUGAAAACUAAAGCUACUUGUGAUGUAACUUCAGUGUGAGUUUUUCCUCAGUAUGACUUAGUCACAUUGUGCUACCCUAAGACUUGAGUUUCAGCAAAUCUCCAGAUGAAGAGUACAGUAUUCAAUUGCUGAAGGGAAACUAUCAAAAACGCCUUGCUGCAUGACCAAGAAGCUCUAAUGAAGCAUAGAUGAUUAAGAAGUCAAUUUCUGGCAGUUGGUGGAGCAUACAUAUGGAGAUGAUCACUUAUAUAUGUUGAAUAUGUUCCUAGGAAAAAUAUUUAUCAAGGAAAACUUGAUGAAUCACAAUCCUCAAAUCACUUGAGAGUGGUACUGCUUGUGGAGGAAAUUACUUUCAAUGAUCUUCAAAGAAUCUGAGGUAUAGUCCUUCCUAGUCAAUAAGGAUAUCUAUGCCGCUUAAUGGAGAUAGCACAGUUUGAUUGACCAUUACUGCUGUAAAGUUGCAGGAAAAGGAAAGGAAAUGUAGGAGCUGCUGCACACCUGAGGCUGUUAAAGGUUCCAGAAAUAGACAUGGCCAUAGGAAUGCUUUAAAUUAAGGAUUUCAGUUCUGUCUUUUUGCAGAUGACUUCUUGGAUGUGGUGGCUAGAGCGGUCAAAACUGGUGUUAAAAAGGUACAUUUGUUCUUCAAAGGUUUUGGGUAGUGUGUUUUGUGUUAAAUUUCAGUUGUUUCUGUUGACUUUUGAUAUCUGUGUUUUUCAAGAUAUAAAUGAAUCCUAACAUUUAGAAACUAGCACUUAAGUAAACUUUCUUUUUUAUUAUUCCAGUUCAUGAUUACAGGUGGAAGUUUGCAAGAUAGCAAAGAUGCACUUCAGCUGGCACAAACAAAUGGUAUUUGCCUCUUUAUGUUAUAUAGCUUUCAAUGGAAUGCUUUAAUUAUCCUAUACAGUGGUACCUCGGGUUAAGAACUUAAUUUGUUCUGGAGGUCCGUUCUUAACCUGAAACUGUUCUUAACCUGAAGCACCACUUUAGCUAAUGGUGUUUCCUGCUGCUGCCGCACUGCUGCUACGCGAUUUCUGUUCUCAUCCUGAAGCAAAGUUCUUAACCCGAGGUACUAUUCCUGGGUUAGCAGAGUCUGUAACCUGAAGCAUAUGUAACCCGAGGUACCACUGUAUUUAACAUUUAAAAUGACAAAAGCCAAUAUGCUCCAGUUCAGUCCAAAGAAUUAUGAGCAGAAGGAAAGGAAUGCUUUUCACACACCAUUCCUUUGGGGCGGUUGGCUGUCUCGACCUAACUCACUGCUGCUAGGUCUGAUGUCUUGUCAAGUGAACCCUGCAUAGAGUCACACACAGAAGGGGAGAUGAGUCAGGUGAUCACUUGCUUUGUGGUCUUUGCAGAGCGUAUGUAACCACCUGCUCACAAUCUUAUCUGCUAUGCUGUGUGUCUCAAGUGACACUCUGCCAUUCCAAGGCUGGUUUCAUGACCACAGGAACUACCGGUACCUUAUUCAAAAGUGAGUAAGUUAAUUUAAAAGUUGAGUUAAAGAAAGCUUUGUACUGAUGUACAGAAUUUUACAUUGUCUUUCAAAUCUGUAUGGUGCCUCCCUGCUCCAUGAAGCCCUUGCUUCUUGAGUUCCCAGGUUUUCACUCCCAGGUCCUAAGUACAUGUAACAGCAUAUCCUUGCAUUCAGCCUCUGUUACCAUUGCAUCUGCUCACCAUCAGGCUUUAGGAUGCAAGUUCUUUGGGGGCUGGAGACUGGAACGCUUAUGCGGUGAUGCACCCUGCACUUUGACAAGCGUUCUAGCAAUAAUAACCCACACGUUCAUGUCGUUUGUUUUCAGACAUGUUUUAUAGUACUGUUGGCUGCCACCCCACCCGCUGUGGAGAGUUUGAACAGAGCAACCCUGAGCAGUACUUAGCAGAGCUACAAGGUCUAGCUGAGAAAAAUAAAGGGAAGGUCAUAGCAAUUGGAGAGUGUGGCUUGGGUAAGUAGCAACCAAGUGGCUUGGCAGUGAUGUUUCCUUCCUGGCAAUUCAAAAGCCAGUUAAUUGUUUGUCAAUUCUCUCUUCCAGAUUUUGACAGAUUAGAAUUCUGCACUAAGGACACUCAACUCAAGUAAGAGAGAUUUACUUAACACAUAAGAGAAACUGCAUCCUUCAUACUUUUUAAGUGUUGUUUUUAUUAUCAAGGAUUUUCUCCCAGUGACAGCCAUUGGAAGCCAAGGAACAGUUGCUCUUCCUCCCCAUCACCCCAAAUGGAUAUAAUAACCAAGGAGAAACAGUCACCACUUCCCUGUUCUUCCCUAAGUGGCCUACAGGUCACACCAAACCCCUGACUGCCUCUUCACGUGGCUGAACCAUCCCAUUGCUUCCACCACAUCAUUCAUUGGAACUUGCAGUGGCUGGCCGGUGCUUUGAUUCCAUGGGUGGUGUUUUUGCAAUCCAUAUAUGCACAAAUCAUCAUAAAGCACGAUGGCAGGGCCCAGAACACCAGCCCUCGAGUAGAAGUUGUGCAUGCCAGGUGACCAAAGGAUGGGAAGUUGCAGUGCUGAGUUAAAUUGAACAGGACGCGGGUGGCACUGUGGGUUAAACCACAGAGCCUAGGACUUGCCGAUCAGAAGGUCGGCGGUUCAAAUCCCUGCAACGGGGUGAGCUCCCGUUGCUCGGGCCCUGCUCCUGCCAACCUAGCAGUUCGAAAGCACAUCAAAGUGCAAGUAGAUAAAUAGGUACUGCUCUAGCAGGAAGGUAAACGGUGUUUCCGUGUGCUGCUCUGGUUUUCCAGAAGCGGCUUAGUCAUGCUGGCCACAUGACCUGGAAGCUGUACUCCGGCUCCCUCGGCCAAGAAAGUGAGAUGAGUGCCGCAACCCCCGAGUCGGUCACGACUGGACCUAAUUGUCAGGGGUCCCUUUACCUUUACCUUACUGGGUGGAGGGGUCACUGGAUGCUAUAGCUACUGAGUGCACAAGGCACUGGUUGCUGUAAUGUUAAUCUUGGGAACAGUUUGACUGCAGAAAAGCACUGAAGUAAAAUGGAAAGAGAAUGAACUAGGUGCAAAAGCCAAGGAAUUUAGCAUGAAACAACACAUGCCAAUAAAAGUUAGUUGUUUUUAUUGUGCAUUGUAGGGAUGGGGGAAGCUGUGAUCCAUCAGUUGCUGCUGGACUCUUGACACCUAUCGGCCUCAGCCAGUAUGGCUAAUAAUGGUCAAAGAUGAUGGUAUCAGUAAUGCAGAAACAGCUUGGGAGGGCCCAGGCUCUGGGUGGCUCUGGAUGUCCACAAGCAGGGCAGAGGUGUGGUAGCCAUCUCUUAAUUGCCCCCAGAACCUGGUUACCAAGAUGCAUAACUGCAUCUGAACAUGGAGGCUUCCAUUUCCUGCAUUGCUGGGGGUUGGACUAGAUGACCCUUGGGGUCCCUUCCAAUUCUUUGAUUCCAUGAUUUCACUGUCCUUCCUUAAUCGUUCCACAAAUGUUUCUGACAAUCCCAAGUAUUUGCUGCCACUGCGUUUUUGAUGGCAGCUCAUAAGACAGUGCUGACAACCGACAGUCAUCUGUGUGAUAUUUAUGCUCUUCUGCAUAGGGGGAGACCCAGCAUCAGUCAUGGCAGCACAGUUGGUUAGCUAGGAUUCUUUCACAAUUCACAGGUAAACUAUGACUGUGUAAUGUUUGGUCUGACACUUGCACAUCACACGAUGCAAACACAACCUCCUGUUGUAAGGUGAUACAGUCGUACCUCAGAAGUCGAACACCUUGCGAGCCAAACUUUUUGGCUCCCUAGUGCCGCAGACCCAGAAGUGACUGUUCCGGUUUGUGAACAUUCUUUGGAACCUGAACGUCCGGUGCAGGUUCCACGGGUUCUGAUUGGCUACAGGAGCUUCCUGCAGCCAAUCAGAAGCCACACCUUGGUUUCCAAAUGUUUUGGAAGUUGAACAGACUUGCGGAAUGUAUUCCAUUUGACUUCCGAGGUAUGACUGUAUUUUAACAGCAUUGCUUUUCUUGGCAACAUCCAUAGAAGGCCUGGCUUUUUACCAUUCCUCGCUUAGGCUUGUAUCCUGGUCUAAUGGCUUUGAAACAUAAUUUUGCUGCUGUUAUAAAGCAGGCAUGGCCCUCCAAAAUCCCCCCACCCCACCCAAGCACUUCUUUAAGUCUCCUUCUGGCCUUAAUGAAAUAUCAGCCACUGAAAAUGUGUGUGUUGUGGCUGUAACAUUAGGAAGCCACUUUCUAGAUCACCCCACUGCACGGAAAGCCACUAUAAAUGCGCAGUCCUAGCCGGUAUAGACAGAGGUGGUGAGAGAAAUGCUGCCCUCUACCCUUGGAAGAACCUGCUGGUUUUAGCACUGGUACACUAAGAUCUGGAGAGAAAAGAUCCCUCUUGAGGUGCUCUCCAAAGAGCAGGGAGGGGGAUCUUUUGUCUCCCGAUUUUAGCACUACACACCAGCAUUGCUAGACACCCUCACCCUGCCACUUGAGUGGGAAAUGCAGGAAAUGAUGGUUUGCGUGUGUCUCUGCGUCUGUCUCCAGGUGAGUUUGUGGGGAAGAGUGUGAGCCUGGGAGAAUGCUCUGUGCCUUCAUAUAUGUUGGGUGCAUGUGCUGUAUGUGGGGUGAAUGUGCAUGUCUGAAUAUAUGUUCAUGUGGUCCGUGUGUGUGUGUAUACACUCGCUUAUAAAUUGACAAUACCCACCACGGGCGUGUGUCCCUGGAAUGGGAGGCUGACUGUCAGUGUGGCCUUCAAGCCACGAAAGCUUAGCCACUCCCGGUCUAGAAUCAUUUUCUUAUCGAGAAAUCACACAAAACCUGGCAUGAUGUUGCCAAUAUGAAACAUUUUCAAAUCCUAUUGAGUUUAAAGCACAUGCUUAACCUUCCCAUAGAACUAAAUGGGACUUAAAAGUGUUCCCUUCUGGCAGGAUUAUGUCUGCACCUAAAUAAUAAUUAUUAUUAAUAAUAAUAAUAAUAAUAACCACUCCAUUCUUUCUAACGCUUUAAACCAUUUAGAUAAUCUAUAGCUGAGAUUUCAUUAAAUGUAGGGAUGUUUCUAUUUAUUUCUUUUCAGGUAUUUUGAAAAACAAUUCGAUUUAUCUGAACAAACAAAAUUACCGAUGUUUCUGCACUGCAGGAAUUCACAUCCAGAAUUUGUAGGUGGGUUUUGCAAAAGAAUACUUUUUUAAAAAAUGUAGAAAUCUCUGGGCUUUUUAAUGUAAAAUAUUCUCCUUUCACACAGAUAUAAUGAGGCGAAACAGAGAGAGGUGUGUGGGAGGAGUGGUAAGUGCCCGAUGUUCAGUUGUGUUUCUUUUCAGCAUCAACCUCUUUGUGAUACAAGUUUAUUUUAUAAACAGAUAUCUCACUUUUCAUGUGUUUCUAAGUAGCUGAAAACUAAAACAUGCAAUGCUUUCUAGUUGCCCUCGGUAAAAUUAUCCCGUGAGCAAGCACUUUAAGGUAGGGGUCUAGUCUGAAAUUUACAGGUAGAUUCGUUUUGUGGACCAGAUGACUAGAAUCAUAGAAUCAUAGAGUUGGAAGAGACCACAAGGGCCAUCGAGUCCAACCCCCUGCCAAGCAGGAAACACCAUCAGAGCACUCCUGACAUAUGGUUGUCAAGCCUCUGCUUGUAGACUAGUUCUACUUCAUUAAUCUGAAAUCCACAUCCUUUUUAAAGUGUUGUGAAUGUGAUUGUCACCUUUUUCCUAUAGACACAUUGAACAGGGAAGGGCCGCUCUCUGUUGAGUAUAUACUGUGUGAAACCCAAGUUUGCCUCUGCAUAGUGUGCAAAAUGACCUGUACAGAUUUAGUUCAGCUGGGCUUAUUCCUAAAUAAGUGGGCAUAGUCUUGCAGCCUUUGAAAUGAACAGUGUGUUCACAUUAUCUCACGAUGGAAUAAUGGCGGUUGUGUGACAUAGCUGUGAAAUAGAGUGGGGUUUCCCAAACCAGGGUCCGCAGCUGUUUUUGGACUACAACCCCCAUCAUACCUGACCCCUGGUCCUGCUAGCUAGGGAUGAUGGGAGUUGUAGUCCAAAAACAGCUGCAGUGGGGAUGAAUGGCGCGACCUGUACCACAUACACAAGCAAUGGGCCUGUCCUGGCAGCUAAGCUACAGUGCCUUUUGCAUCAGAGGCAAGGUAGGGGAGCUGUCUUUCAGCCUCCUUGAAUUGGGCUGCUGGUCUCGUUGCCUUCUACUUGUUAGAUUAAAUCAAAGAUCUUUGAUUUAACUGAAUUCCUGACCAGGCCACAGAUGGUUCUACCCCACAGCAUGGACUUCGUUGAUUGGCUCUUAUCGGUUAAGGGCCCCAUACAUACACAUGCUCACUUUCGGUGGCAAAAAUUAUCAGCGCUUGUGUGCACACGGCUAGCAAAUACUAUUCAGAAAUAUCAACUGGCUUUGGAGGAAUGCAAGAAAAGGGAAAGCUUGUACUGAAGUUAGAAAAAUCUCAAUGCAUCUUCAGAUGAUAAAGGUGUAUCUUUACUUGUUUACAGGUACACUCUUUUGAUGGCACCAAAGAGGAAGCAGCAGCUAUAAUAGAGUUAGAUCUCUACAUAGGAAUAAAUGGUUGGUAAGUUAUUUUAGACAUCUAAUGGCUGAGGUGAAAGGGUUCCUUUUUAUUUUGGGAUGGAUACUUUAAAGCACACCUGUGCAGCUUGUGGCUCAUCAAGGUGACUGCACCUCAGCCACCAUGUAUCGUGCCCUCACAGGUAAUUCAGACACUUCAAUCCCAGGUAGGCAGUAAGAACAGCGCACCUAUGAAGCAUCUGCCAGACAUGGGUGGCGGGCGGGCUAUAUAUAAUUUGCAGUCCUUCACAUAUUCUUAAGUGCUGCAAUGGGCUGCCUACGGAACUUUGAAUUGGACUAUAUAUGCAAGUACCAACCACUCUUGUGUGACAUCGCCAGAAUCUCAGUCCUCAUUAGCCUUGGUUUGGAAUUGUGUACAUAGCUAGAGCAACAGCUGCCAGCCAACAGAGGUGAGCUGGGUGCAUGGGGGACAUUUUAAACGAAAAGACAAAUAGGCAAGAAGAAUUAAGGGGAACCUAUGGAAAGAAUGGGGGAAGAGUCCUCCCAAUGCUGCUUCUGGUUUAAGAAAAAAAAUCAGGAAACGUAGGGAAGUUUCACACAACUGCUUGUAAAUCUGGUUUCAGCCUUAGCCUAAGAUAGCAAUUCCGUGUGCACUUUCAUGAGAGUAAGCCAAACUAAAUUUUGCAGGAGUGACUAAACGUACUUUUUGGGGUGAUUGUGCCCAGCAUCUUGGAUCUGGGCAGACAAGUUGUUCCUUGAAUCUUGUGAGAACUUCCUUCUAUUUGGACUAAAGAAUUUCAACAAAUCAUAGUGAUUUUCAUAUUCAUAUUAUUUCCAGUUCCCUGAAAACAGAAGCUAAUUUAGAAGCAGUGAGGUCAAUUCCCAGUGAAAGAUUAAUGCUAGAAACAGGUAAGUUGUUGUUUUAUUUAAUACUAUUUAACAUUUUACUUCCACCAAUAUACCCCUUUCAAAACUGUUUCAGAUCUGGGAUAUAUUUUGUUUGUAAUCUUCUGUCUCAGUGUGCCAUUUUAAGAUUACUACCCAAAUAUAUCCCAGAUCGGAAACAGUGUUGACUGGGUACAUGCUUACUCAGCAUGGCUUAGAAAAAAAGAAAAAGGUUCCUAACCUAAAGAGUAAUGUCUUUUUAUAGCACGGUACCUAAUUCAUUAGCAGUGCAGUAAGAAAGGAAAAUCCCCUGUAAAUUCUAUAUUUAACAGCUCUCUUGGUCACACUAUCAGUGUUGUGUACCCUCCAGUCCACAAGGGGGAGUGAGCAUGCUCGAAAUGCCAUAUAUUGUCACCAAAGUGAGUUGUAAGAAAGGAUAUUGUUUUUGGCAAGAAUCAGACUAAGCAGAAAAGGCCUUGCCUCAUUCCUUAGAAGGGCUGUGUCAAGGACAGGCUAAAGACAUUUUGGUACCUGAUGUGAACCAAGGAAUAAGGGAUGAGUGAAAGUCUACACCAGGAAUGGGGAGGGGAGGGAAUAAAAGAUCUACAUCAGGAUCUGCUGUCCCUAUGGAUCUUGCCGCCUGAGGCAGUUGCCUCACCUUGCCUCAUGAGUGGGCUGGCCCUGGUGCAGUCUUUGCCUGAGGAAAUCCAGGUUGCAAAGGGGAAGAGCACACAUCCUACCCUUAUAGCCCACAUUCUUUUCCUCCAUAGCAAAUGGAACAAAUUGUUGAUUUUUGCAUCGUAAUCUGAUGGAAAACCUACCUCUCAUUCACACCAUUGGCCAAAAGCAUGGUUGCCCACUUACCUCCAUUAAUUGGCAGAACAUAAGACUCCACUCUCUCGUAGUAUUGCCAAAUUGCAGCUUCCAAUGGUUAGGAGGGCUAUGAAUACCACCCAUCAAGUUGACCACCUUCGUGCUAGAACUUUGGUGACUUAAUUGUAUGGCUUCCUUAAAUCACCUCAUUAUCAGGCAUCAAAGAAUCUGCUUUGCACAUUAAUAACAAACUUUGGUAAUACAACUGCAUUAUGGAGAGUUUGACAGGAGUUCAGUAUAUCCCUGAAAACCCUGCCUAAUAGCAGUUACCCUUCCUGACUAACUUCAUUGGUGCUUGGCAGCAGUUGCUUGGGGUUAAGGGCGAGCUUCCUAACUGCUAAGCCUAGGGAGCUAAAAUGAUCCUGGCUUGAGAGGAGCAGGUUUGUCUUCGUAGAUGGACCCUUGCAAAACUCUUACAUUCAAAUUAGGAAUUCUGACUUUGGCAUUUUAAACAGUGUAAACUUGCAAGACCCUUGUAAUUAUGUUAUGGUCCUAAGUAUUGCUUACUAAAGUCAUCAAUUCCAACUUUCUGUUGUGGAAGUAUGUGGUAUAUUGGUGUGGGACCCUAUCUGGGAAUAAUUUUACUACUUACGUUUUUUGUACAUGUUACGAACAGAUCUGACAGCAACUUUGCUUUGGUUUAUAGCCUGUGUUAAGAAUAAAACAUCGCCCCCGCCCCCAAAAGUAUUGGGGGAGAUGGACAAAAAGAAAUGGCUGCGGUGGUUAUGAGUUACAGAAAGCUGGUAGAUUAUGUAACCAUCUGUAUGAUGUUAAUUCUAAACUGUUCCAUAAAUCACACUAGAUGCUCCCUGGUGUGGAGUGAAAAAUACCCACGCUGGUUCUAAAUAUGUAAAAACCACAUUCCCUACCAAAAAAAAGUGGGAAGAAGGACACUGUCUGAAGGACAGAAAUGAACCUUGUCAUAUAAUGUAAGUAUAUAAUUUAAUAUAUUUCAAGGCUCCAAUUCAGCUUAAUUUAGUUAUGACUAAGUCUGGCUGAAACCAGUGGAAUUAGUCAUGAGAAACUUAUGUCCCAUGGCUUUCAGAGGGGCUUGAUCAUGACUGACCUUUAGCUGGGCUGGAGCCCAAGGGGUUUAAUGCCAUAUAAAGAGUGGCACCUAACAGGCAGAGCGAUUGUAACCACCACCAACCAGCUGGUUCGGAGGGAUGUAGCAGAGAUUUCCCUCUGCCAUUUCGUCCGUCAACAGCACCGGCUGUUAAAAGGCUACUGUUAGCAGUAAUUGAUUUAAGGCCCUGGAAUGAGGAUGGGACAAGACUAACUACAGAGCCACUGGAUUCUAAACUUGUCCAGCGGCUGGAGGAGUUUGAGCCUGCAGCUGGUGCAGCAAUAAUUAGGUAUAAUAAAAUAUUAUAAUAAUAAUAAUAAUAAUAAUAAUAAUAAAAAACACACAACUCUGCCCAUCUGGCUGGGUUGCCCCAAACCAUUCUGUUUAGAUGUACUCUCUGAGCUUCCCACACAGGUCAAAACUCCUGAUUUUCCAGUAAUUAGCAAGCUAAGAUUUGCUUUGCUGGGUUACAACCAAGAGCCAGUCUUGUCUGCAUUCUGUUUUCUGCAAUAGCUAGCAAGGUGGCCUUUGGGAAGGUUACUAGCAGGGCAUGAGGGCAACAGCCCUCUCCCCCUGUUGAUUGUCAUCAGCUGGUACGCUUGAGGUUCUGCAGUCCAGAGAGAGGAUAUACAUACCAAAGUGCAUCCUAUGUGCCAAUUGAAGGAAAAGCAGCUCUGUGCAUUGCUAUAAGGAAUACUUGUGAGAUAAUACCACAGGGAGCAAGAAUGCAACCUCAUCCUCUGUACCACUCUGAGAAGGGGGGUUCUCACUCCUCACUUGCUCAGCAAGGCUCAAAGGGGAAAGAAUACAGUGGGGGAUGGGAACUGCAUAUUAUAUUUCAGUGGUCUAAAUCAAUGCCCUUUUGCCCUCAUGAAUUACUAUAGCAAUGUGUUUGCAUACAACUUAUUAGAUGCCACUGGUGGUUUUUAGCUACAGGUAGCAACAGUACUGAAAUGAAACACUACACAAAUUAGAAAUAAUCCCCAUUGGAAAGGUCAAUGCCAAACAGAGGAAAAUGGCCUCAAAUGCCAAAAUACGCAGAUUUCAGAACUUGUGUUUGUCAUGAAAUCUAAAACCAUCAGUUUACUGAUAAAGCAUGGUAGGGACUAUAGUUUUCUGGUAGAACAUACACUUGGCACAAGUAAAUGUCAGAAGUUCAAUCGCUGGCACCUCCAGUUAAAAAGGAUCACAUAGCAGGUGAAAGAAAGGCCAAUGCCCCCAAACCUUGAAGAGCUACUGCCAGUCAACAGAGCAACACUGAUCUAGGUGGACGAAGUCUGACCAGAUUAAAGACAGCUUUUUAUGUUCUGAGAUGCAAGUUACCUAUCCGCAAUAUUGCAUACAGUUCAGCAUUUAGAUUGCAGCAUUUCCUUCAUUACUUUUAGAAUAAAAUAAACUCAACACUGCAAACUUGUGCACAUGUGCUACGGAGUAAGUCUUACUGAAUUCAAUAAAAUUUCCUUCUAUGCAGUGUUAUCCAUAGACCUAUUGAAAGGCUUAGUCAUGAACCAAUGUGCCUAGUAUUCCAGCACGCAACUGGUGUAGACAUAGGAAGCAGAUGUUGCUGCUUCUGUAACCUGCCUCACUGUGGAGAUGGGAAUCUGCCUUCCCCUAUAAAUUUCAAGAUAGAUGAAUAAGUGCAUCACACUUUCCUUUAUCUGAAACUUGUAUAUGAUGUCAUUUGGGUAUUUUUGUCUGACAUUAAAAAAAAAUGGAAUCCUAAAUGCUAUUUAUGUAAACUUUAACCACCCUUGAGCAAGUAAUGUUCACAGUAAACAUAACCACAGUGAAGUGAUUUUGCCUAAGGUGCCUCCCUUUUGCUUUGUUUUAGUCAAAUACUGGAAAUACUAGCAGCAGUACGUGAAGAAGAUCCACUAGAACUGGCCAACACUACAUAUAACAACAGCAUUAAAAUCUUCUUUCCAGAUAUGUAAAGCAUUUUAUGUAUUAUGAUAAAAACUGGUAAUCCUGUCCAUGUAAUAAAGAUUUGACUCUUCUCUGCAUCAAAUCUGAAACCAUGAUUUAGAAACAGGCAUGCUGUAAAGGUUUGAUUAAACACCUAAGUAGAAAGCUUUCACCCUCACCCCGUGAAAUAUUUUCCUGGUUGUUGUUGUUUUGCCAAGCAUUUAUUUCAAUUUAUUUUACUAUCCAGUUGACUCUGUUAUAUGGAAUAUAAUGUCUUACUAUUCAUAUAGAACCGAAAAUGGCACAAGGCCCUCUGACUACCUAUCUUCCAAGAGAAAUGCAACCCUUAGCAAAAACAACAGUUUCUUCAUCCCCAACAUUUCUCUCUUCCCAUAAACAUAAAAACAGUAGCAAGAAUGGUAACAGUUAUGCAAACCUAGAAUUUUAAUUUUUGCUGUCAAGUUGGAAACGAUGCUUUGAUAGGAUUUUAAAAUAACUGACAUCUGUUAACCCUUAUCCAAUAUUUUAAUUGGUUUAAAGGGUGACUCCUUGAGACACUGGCUUGUUUUCAAUAUAUCCCAAAACCAUGGGCUUAAGUUUACCAAAGUGCGGGAACUUUUAGACACAACUUGCACACUAUAAUUUUUUGAUCAAUUAAGAAGUGUUUUGUUCAACUGUUUUAAAAAAUAUGCGAAAACACUUUAUUCCAUGUACAAUAAUGUACAUAAAGUUUAAGGUGGUCGCAAAAGAGACCAGCAGUAAUUAAGAGGUAUAUUUACAAUCGCACAUCACAGUAAAUUGACAACCCCAUUCACAGAUUCAACAUUUUGAGAUACUGUUCUUGUGCUUAGUUACACACUGAUGAAGUGAAGCUUUUAUUCCAUAGUUGAACUCCACUAUUAACACCCACCCACAGUGUUCAGUACAUGACAUUUUAAACCAAGUCAGGUUCCCUGUUCUGAGUGUUCUUCGGGCAGUGUGACAGACUGACUUGAAUUCUCAGUCUCUGCUUCCUCCUCACUCUCAGAACUGUCAUUAUCUUCAUUUAGUUCAUUUUCCAUAUCAGCAGCUGCAUCUUCUCCUUGCAAAGGAUUUUCAUCAGGUUCAUUUUCAUCGAGUGCAACAAAGCCAUUGUUAUUUGAGAGAUUGAGAUUCUCCUUCUCCUCAGUAUAAACUUUUUGAUGGCACAUUGGACAAGUGUCUUGAAUGUAGAGCCAUUUCCGAAGGCAAAGUGCAUGGAAGUAAUGGUUACAUGGAGUAAUACGAGCAGAUGUAGUAAACUCGUGGUAGCAGAUUGCACACACGUCAUCGAUUUCACGUAAUCGCUCUCCUUUGACUUCAGGAAGUGAGUUGAUUUUCUCAACAGCUGUCCUGCGAUUGAUAAAGGUUUUCCAGCCAUUCUUUGCCUGCAGGUAGAUGUUGAAGUAGGCAUGCAGACACAUCAUACAAGCCCGGAUUUUGCUUCCUGAUUCAAACACCAUGGUGUAAGCACCAUUCCCAAACAUUAUUACUCCAAAUAUAAACUCAAUUAUAUUGCCCGUUGAUCGAACAUAGUAGACAUAAUCAUCAAGCUUUUCCCAUAGGACAUUAUAGUAGCCAUCAAUCAUAAAGAGUACAUACACAGUGAUAGAAACAAUAACCUUCAGGCAGAGUUCCACGCAGAAUGCCGUAACAGCAAACAGCCAUGUAUUUAGUGCAUAGUGGUGCCAAAGCAUGUAACUGAGCAAAAUUGGAAGAACAAAGAGGCAAGCUGAGACGAAGAGCACAGGAAAGUGUCUGCGAAAUGAGGACACAUGGGAGGCACUCAGAGACAUUAGGACAGGGUCUGUCAUUCCGUGGAUAAAAUGCAGGACUGCGGUCAGCAAAAGGCACAUGUUUCGACUCAAGCGAACUAGUCUCUCUUCUGGCUUAAGCCCACUUAAACCAGUCUGCAGGGCCAAAAUAAAAAAUAAAACUGGUGCCACAAAACCAAGCCUUUUGUCGUCUUCAUCAGUAGAUCCAAUAAAGGCCAAGAUACCAAGCCCCAGGUAGUGAGCUAUAGAUGAAAUUACAGCACUCAUGCCUAAUACAGUUAAAGUAGAAUCACACCCGCUGACAAUAAGGCUGCAAAAUAACUCCCAAAAACUGUCCCAAGAAAUCAUGUAAAAUUUAAUGCCUGGAUCAGUUUCUGCCAUUUUGAUGAAGAAUGUUAAUACAACAGCUUGAGCUGCCAGCCUCGUUAGCCAAAAGACCCGCAAAACUGAUGGAAAACGAAUCCUUUUCCAUGUAUCUUCCAGCAACAGUUGUAAUCCAUAAAUGCGAUACAUGUGCCUUAUAAGAAGAUAGACAUACCGUGAAGAGUAGUAGAACCGUUUAAUUUUAUAAACUAAAACGACCAGGGUGUAUACUGUCAAAAUGAAGCCUGAGGUAAAGACUAAAAUCUGCCUGAUGUGUAACGGCAAUUCAACGAUCAAGCCUACAAGAGGAAUCAAUAAAUCCAGUAUGAUUAGCUGAGAAUAUAUGGACUGGAUAUUUAACAGUGCAACGUAGCCAAUUCCAAAGGCAAGCUGAAGGACAGAGAGUGCCAUCCCUAAGGAAGGUCCUUUAUGAGGAAGGAGCUGAACUCCAAAAGGUGUUGUAUAAGAGGCACUGUGGAAGUUUAUGUGCAAAAAAGCGUAAUAGUUCACCAUCACUGAUGUUGCGGCUAGCAGAAGAGCGGAGCUGAUCGUAUAAAACUUGAAAAGUGAUCUUUGUGACAGAAUCAGAACAACACUGGAUACAAAGACACCUAAAAGGAGGAGGAAAGGAGAGUUAGUUGUCUGCACACUCUAAAAUGACAAUUGCUCAAUGACUCUAAAGCACAUGCACUUUGAACAAGUGUGACUGUUUGUUAAGUUUUCAGCCCUCUCUGUAAAUUCAAUUCUACAGUUCAAUUUUAUAGAAGCUGUACUCCAAUUAAUCCAAUCAUAGUAAAUAAUAAUUUCCACACAGCCCAGAAUAUCAACUCUUGAACAGGCAUACCUCACUUUAUUGCACUUGACAGAUAUUGCUCCUUACGAGGCCGCUUCCAGGGGAAGGAAGCCCCCCGCCACCUCUCUUCUGGCCUGGAGCUAGGUUUCCCCCUUUCGCCCCUGCAGCCAGGGGGGGUCUGGCUUAAUAGACUACAGUAUAGUGUAAACGUCACUUUUAUAUGUACUGGGAAACAACAAAACCUGUGUAACUCGCUUUACUGCAAUAUUCACUUAUUGCGGUGGUCUGGAAUCAACUCUCAAUAAUCUCUGAGGUAUGCCUGUAUAUUCACUUGCUCCAAACUACUGAGGACAAAUAAGCACAAUGGAAAUGAGGGCAAACUAAUCACAUGUUUGAUAGCAUCAAUUAGGCCACCAUUUCUACAUACAUUGCUGUUCCUCUGUAGCAGCUCAGACCUCCUAGCGGCAAGUAGGAGAUCAUCAACACAGAGCAAUAUACACCAAAGUCAUUAUUGACCAGGGCCAGAGGGGGCCUUUUUAGUGAUCACACCCAGACUGUGGGAUUUGGUGCUCAGAAAGGUUCUUCACCCCUUCCCUGAGGGUCUUUUGCAAUAAGGACCUUCCUUUUUAAGGAGGCCUUGGUUACUAGAUGGGCUUUUAGUUUUUUAUGGCUUUAAUACUUAGAAAAAAAUCAGUAAAAACUAGAUGAUGAUGAUGAU